Ochotona curzoniae (black-lipped pika) is the source of this 6145-nucleotide messenger RNA. It is a transcript of the gene SEMA4D, whose product is annotated as semaphorin 4D. NCBI's taxonomy places the organism in Eukaryota, Metazoa, Chordata, Mammalia, Lagomorpha, Ochotonidae. The transcript is spliced from 16 exons. Gene Ontology annotation, molecular function: chemorepellent activity; semaphorin receptor binding. Bases 2301 to 4895 code for a protein of 864 amino acids. Gene Ontology annotation, biological process: positive regulation of cell migration; negative regulation of axon extension involved in axon guidance; negative chemotaxis. The record is from RefSeq and is a predicted model, not a curated record.
CAGUCCCCACUGAUGGUGAUGGAGGCAGGAUUGAAUGGAUGCUGGCUUUUGCAAGUUCUAGCCUCCCUUUGGCUAAUGAAACAUGACUUGGUGUGUGGGGGUUGCGGGGGAGGCUCUGUAAUCAGAAGGAAUAUUUUUCCUGAAGUGGGCGUGUUUGUCUUAGUGGGACUGUGGCUUUAAGAACAUUGCCUGUAGGGUUCCUGACGGUCCUGGGCAAUGGGUGGAGUAGAAUGUUCUCCUCUCCGCUGCGAGGUCUUCAAGAGGAUGCAUGAAACCCUGUUCUUGAACUUGUAAAGCAGUCUAUGAAGGUUCUUAAGCUGCACAGAUCACAUUCGCUUCUAGUCCAAGGGUAUCAGGAAUGCUCCAAAUACCUUGGAGCCAGAAGCACUCUGUCUCACAAAUGACAGAAGGCAGAGGGCCUGUGAUGCUCUCGGCUCUGUCACAGAUGCGGCCUUGAUCUAAUUUCCUGGUCCCAGUUCUGUCAUCAGCUCUGGUCACUGUCGCCCUCCCCCAUGGUGAAUGGGCGUCAGCCAGCUUGAGCUUUGGCUCUUGACGACAGCCACUGUGAGGUCAUGGGCUCCGAAUGCUGUCCUUGAGCCAGACCAGGGCACCCACCAUCUGUCAGAUCUGCUUCUUGUCUCCAAACUGGACGCUGGAUCCCAGACUUGGGGCGGAGGUGCUGAUGUUGGCUCCUCCUUUGGCUUCUCACGGAGUCAGGGCUGCCCCUCUCUGCCCAGUCAGAAAGGCUGGCAGCCCUCUGAGGGCUAUUUAGGAUGUGGGUUGCACGGACUUGAGCUGUCAGCCAGGCAACAGCUCUCCUGACGUUUGUCUGCGUCUGUCCAACGGAUGCUGUGGCCUCUCUGUGGCUCAGAGACCCAGGUGCCUGGUCAUCGCCUAUGCCUGGUACCUUGCUGGCCUCCUUCAACAUCCGGACCGAUCAGCCACACCUGCGCCCUGCUGACGACUUGAGCAGAAGGCAUACCAGGAACUUGCGUCCUUUGCUGGCCACACACAGUGGACUCCUGUCGUCACCAGCCACAUGUCCCACCUCAAUGCCUCUUCCCUUGAGCUGGCCACCAUCACUGCAGCCCCUUGGGGAAGGAAUGUAGUUGAGGGAUGGGGGCUGGUACAGAGGCUGUGGCCUAGUGGCCAAGGCCAUGUUGAAUUACCCAACACACUCCUUCCCCCUGUGGGCCACAGAGGUGCUGUGACAACACUCAGUGUAGUAUGCUUCCUCUGACCUGGGGAGCUGGGACUGCGCCUUCCUCCACCUUCCUAGAGAUGCCUGGGUCUUCCAUCCCCAGUCCCCACGGGACUGGGUGACCUGCUCAGGGCCCACUCCCCUCACCAUACUCUCUCCCUGGGCCGCCCCCUCCAGCCUCACUCUCCAUGGCCACGCACAGAAAUGGAAGAGACAAGGGUCAGCUGUCCUGUCCUGUCCUCUCUCUGCACCCCGGGGUGCUCAGAGACUGAGCGGCCAGGCCUGAGGGGGGGAUGAGGAGCUGGAGGGCAUGCCUGCUGCUCAGGGGUAUGUCCGGUGUGGGUGCUGAGCUGAGUGGUCCCUCUGCCUGGAUCUAAUUCCCCUUCACCUCCUUGGCCUCCAAGGCUGCCUUUCUCCCUCCUCCUUCCUCAGCUCCAGACUGGGCUCUGCCCGGCAGCUCCUGAAUUGGCCACACAGGAAAACAAUGGGGCCUACACAGGGAACAGCCCUGCUAUUUAUGGGAAGGAGAAUGGGGACUGGCUGGUUCCACGACCUGCGGAGAUGGUCACCAUGGGGCCUUGUCCCUGCUACUGAAGGCUGCCUUGUUGUGGCCUCAUCAAGUAGCCUUCACCCUGGGCUGGCUGCACCUGCUGUGAUAACAGAGCCCUCGAAGCCCCUGUGGUCAGUUCAGAUGUGCAAGGGAAGCAGAGGCCUGCGUGUGACUGGGACAGCUUGGGGACAGGCUGUGUCCUGGGCACCCCGCUGGCUUUGCAGCCCGGAUCUGCAAGCCAGCGCGGGAUUGGGGAGCACAGCCCUGGAAAAGAACCAGGAUUUCUCAAGCCUCUGCUGUAGAAGCGGCUGAAAAGGUGCCAGUGGUGCAAGAGCCAGUAUUUCUGCUCAGGCCGUAGCAAAACUCCAGUGUCCGUGACCCUGCCGUGGUGACAGCAGCCCCUUUCUCACCUUGCCAGCGGGACAUGCAGAUUCCAGGGGACCGUGCGGCUCACCCGCUCUGUGCUGUGGUGCCAGGACGCUGAGUGGCAGCCUGGGGACAGGCCCGCCCAUCGCCCAUGAGUGUUUGCUGCCCAAGGCCCCCUGCCUCAUGAGGAUGUGCGCUGCCCCUGUCAGGGGGCUGCUCACCACCCUGGUGGUGCUGUUUGGAACGGCAGUGACGUUUGCACCUGUACCCCGGAUCACUUGGGAGCACAGAGAGGUACGGCUGCUACAGUUCCACGAGCCAGGCAUCUACAACUACUCCGUCUUGCUGCUGAGUGAGGACCAGAACACCCUGUACGUGGGCGCCCGGGAAGCCGUCUUCGCCUUGAAAGCGCUCAACAUCUCGGAGAAGCAGCACGAGGCGUAUUGGAAGGUCUCCGAAGACAAGAAAGCAAAAUGUGCAGAGAAGGGGAAAUCAAAGCAGACAGAAUGCCUCAACUACAUCCGGGUGCUGCAGCCCCUCAAUGCCACCUCCCUCUAUGUGUGUGGAACCAACGCCUUCCAGCCGGCCUGUGACCAUCUGAGCUUAACAUCUUUCCAGUUUCUGGGGAGAAAUGAGGAUGGCAAAGGAAGGUGUCCUUUCGACCCAGCCCACAGCUACACCUCCGUCAUGGUCGAUGGAGAGCUGUAUUCCGGGACAUCGUAUAACUUCCUGGGGAGCGAGCCCAUCAUCUCCCGGACCUUCUCUCACAGCCCCCUGAGGACAGAGUACGCCAUCCCCUGGCUGAAUGAGCCCAGCUUUGUCUUUGCCGACGUGAUCAGGAAACGCCAUGAGGGCGCCGAGGUGGAGGACGACAGGGUCUACUUCUUUUUCACGGAGGUGUCUGUGGAGUACGAGUUCAUCUUCAAGCUGCUGGUCCCACGGAUAGCGAGAGUGUGCAAGGGUGACCAGGGCGGCCUGAGGACCCUCCAGAAGAAGUGGACCUCCUUUGUGAAGGCCAGGUUGACCUGCUCCCGGCCAGACAGCGGCCUGAUCUUCAACGUGCUGCGGGACAUCUUUGUGCUGCGGGCCCCCGGCCUCAGGGAAGCAGUGUUCUACGCAUUGCUCACCCCGCAGCUGAACAACGUGGGGCUGUCGGCCGUGUGCGCCUACAACCUGUCCACGGCAGAGGAGGUCUUCGCCCGCGGCAAGUACAUGCAGAGCGCCACGGUGGAACAGUCACACACCAAGUGGGUGCGCUACAACGGCCCCGUGCCCACGCCGCGGCCUGGAGCGUGCAUCGAUGGGGAGGCACGGGCAGCCAACUAUACCAGCUCCCUGAAUCUCCCUGACAAAACGCUGCAGUUCGUCAAAGACCACCCCUUGAUGGAUGACUCCGUGACCCCCAUCGACGGCAGGCCCCGCUUGAUCAAGAAGGACGUGAGCUACACCCAAAUUGUGGUGGACAGGACGAAGGCGCUUGACGGCACCGUCUAUGACGUCAUGUUCCUCAGCACAGACCGGGGUGCCCUGCACAAAGCCGUCAGCCUGGACAGUGAAGUACAUAUUGUUGAGGAGACGCAGCUCUUCCAGGACCUCCAGCCUGUGCAGACCCUGCUGCUGUCGUCGAAGGAGGGCAGGAGGUUUGUCUAUGCCGGCUCCAACUCGGGCGUGGUCCAGGCGCCCCUGGCCUUCUGUGGGAAGCACAGCAGCUGUGAGGACUGCGUGCUGGCACGGGACCCCUACUGUGCCUGGAGCCUGCCCGCAGCCGCCUGCGUGGCCCUGCCCCAGGCCGAGACCCCCGGCAGGAGCCUGAUCCAGGACAUGAGCGGUGACGUGGCGGCGUGCCCGGAUAAAGUUAAAGAAAGUCACCGGCAGCAUUUUUUCAAGCACGGUGGCACGGCCGAGCUCAAAUGCUCCCACAAGUCCAACCUGGCCCAGGUGGUGUGGAAAUUCCAGGACGGCUUGCUGAAGGCUGAGAGCCCCAAGUACGGCCUCGUGGGCAGCAAACACCUGCUCAUCUUCAACCUGUCGGAAGGAGACAGUGGGGUGUACCAGUGCCUGUCGGAGGAGAGGGUCCGGAACAAGACCGUCUCCCAGGUGGUGGCGAAGCACGUGCUGGAGGUGAAGCUGCUUCCACGGACGCCCACGGCCCCCACCUCGCCCACGACUCACUCCGAGGGCAGUAGGGUUGGGACCAAGGGGUUGGUGCCGGCCACCCAGGGGCCCUCCCUGACAACCCUGGCCAUGCGGGCCACCUCUCCCGGGGCCACCACCACUCCACCUUCCAGACCCGCAGCCACCAGCAGCACGUCGUGCGAACCAAAGAUCGUCAUCAACACAGUGCCGCAGCUGCACUCCAAGACGAUGUAUCUCAAGUCCAGUGACAACCGGCUGCUCAUGGCCCUCUUCCUCUUCUUCUUCGUCCUCUGCCUCUGCCUCUUCUCCUACAACUGCUACCAGGGCUACCUGCCCAGCCAGUGCUUGAAGUUCCGCUCGGCCCUGCUGCUGGGCAAGAAGAAGCCCAAGUCGGACUUCUCGGACCUGGAACAGAGCGUGAAGGAAACGCUGGUGGAGCCGGGGAGCUUCUCACAGCAAAACGGGGAGCACCCUAAGCCAGCCCUGGACACGGGCUACGAGACAGAGCAGGACACGCUCACCAGCAAAGUCCCCACAGACAGGGAGGACUCCCAGAGGAUCGACGACCUCUCGGCCAGGGACAAGCCGUUCGACGUCAAGUGCGAGUUGAAGUUCGCCGACUCGGAUGCUGAUGGCGACUGACGUGGCCCCUGCGGCCCGUCCCCGUGUCGGCUGGCCGGCGCCCGUGUGCGGAGCUUCCUGUCUUCACCCGUUCCGUAGCCGAUUCUCGUCAUCGUGCAGCAAACCUCAGUCUUCUGUUUGUCUCCUGGGUUGAGCCUGUGACUUUUUCUCUCUUUGUCCUGUUGGAGAACUGCAAGCUUCGCAUCCUGGUCUGGUGGCCCGCGGUCCGAGCAAGUGGCGGGCUCAGCGGUCUGGGGGAGAGAUGGUUUGCAAGCCCGUCGGCUGAAAAGAGUGCCCCUGCGGCUUCCCCGCCUCCCAGCAGCCACUGAAAGAUAAUUUAAUUCCAGAUUGGAAAUGACAUUUUAGUUUAUCAGAUUGGUAACUUAUCGAGCCCAUUGUCCAGAUUGGCACGGACCUUUUCUUCAUGUGAUUGUGUUUUUUUUUUUUUUUUUUUUAGGAUUUUGCGUAGAUUGUGUUGAUCUCUUCAGUUGUUACUUUUUUUUUAAAUUACUGAAGCAGAUGUUUUCAUGUUUAGAAGAUGCACAUCUUCUGGAUUCUGUUCUGUGUUGGGAUAAAAUCCGGCUUAGCUAGCUCAAGAGUCUCAGGGAUAAACUUCCUUUGGCAAAACACAUUCCUGCUUGCAGAGACGGACACGGAACCGUCUGGAACACUCACCUUGGUUGUCCUUCAUUCCUUGAGGGCAGCAGCGUUUCCGGGGCAGUGUUCUUUUUGUGCUCUGCCUCCCCCCUCUUUUUUUUUUUUUUUUUUUCCUCUCUGUCUUAUUUUCACUCUCUUGAAGGGGAGUGGCUGGCUCACAUCUGUGAGGCGGAUUUUGAGUGAGGGGCUGCUGGCUGGACGAGCUCAGAGGGGAGGAGGCCGCUGCGCGUGGCCCAGGCAGUCACCCUGUCCCCCCGCCACGCGAUGGUAUCGCACCCUCUGGACGUUGUCUGCUUGCUCUUGCUGCCAUCUCAUGCCCACUGCCCAUCCAGCACAGCUGGCCUGUCCAUGCCCGGAAGAAGAGUAGGCGGCAUAGGAUGGGGCCGUUGCUGGCAGCUAGCUGAGCCCAGAACACCGUGACGCGCGAGUGCGUAUGGCCUCAUGCCAGAUGGCGUCUCCUGCCGCCGUGGUGGAAGCUGCAGUGGGCGGUUGGGUCGUGGUGCCCGUCUCCCCGCCACGUGGCCAGCCCUCGGGAGGAGGCGCGGUGAACUGUGGAUGUCACUGUGUCUGCCUGGAUGCUCUCAUCUUCCAACAUGAAUGGGAUUCGACCAUGU